Messenger RNA from Tuber aestivum (summer truffle), 1077 nucleotides. NCBI's taxonomy places the organism in Eukaryota, Fungi, Ascomycota, Pezizomycetes, Pezizales, Tuberaceae. The record is from the annotation of a GenBank genome assembly.
CCCCAGCGGUUUUCAGGAUACAACCGAGGGGUUCCCCUGGCCGUGUGGCAAAAGAAAAAAUGUUUUCCACCCUCAUUCCAACACCACAGCUACAAAACAGACCCACGAAACGAGAGGAAACAAAGACCAAUGAUAAGGUGAGUGAGGAGAGAUCCCUUAUCCUGUUCGGACCACCUAUCCUCACCCGAGAUUCCCUCAAUAUAGCUCGUUCACUUCUUUUCCGUAACACCACUCGGUACGGCAUUUUCCGCUACAGCCUCCAUACCAGCUUGCACUGUUUCGUCUUUUCGAAUUGACGGAGGCUCAAAAGGAAUGGAAGGGUUAAUACAGCUGACCCCCGGUCUGGGAACAAUUGCCCUUGGGCUAGGAGGUAAGUCCUCCGCCAGGCUUUCACCGGUACCUAGCUAACAUACAUAUCUAUAGCCAUUCCCGAAGCCACGCACUCCGGUGUCGAAGCAAACAAGCAAAUGUAUUUGCACAUUGAGGAAGCGAUGAAAGAGGAAGGGUAAAAAACGAAGAGUGAGAUGGGCAACCCCAGGAUUACUAUGGAGCUCAUUAUUUAAGACAGAUAGGCGGUAGGUUCAGCAGAAUCCGGGCAGUGUCUGCGGAGGAGGUUGAUAGCGCUGCCUGGGCUAGAUAGAGAGGAAGAACAGGAGGUGAAGUGCUAUUGGUGCGGAUACCAGUUUCCAUUUUCAAUACAAGGUUUCCUUCCCUGGAUCAGGAUAGACAGAUAGGGGCUUGUGAUCAAGGCUUGCUGAUAACUGGAGCGGUACCGGUGCAGUGUCGCUUAUGUUUUGUGUUUGAUAAUGGAUUUAUUAGACAACGGAUUUGGGGGAAUACAGGUUCUCCCACGAGCUACGGGGGGGAUGAGAAGGCGGGUGUUCAACUUGGAGUCUUAGUAUCUGGAUAGUGGGGCAUAGGAGAGAGGAGUCACAUCUCCUCCAAAGCAAGGUGGUUAUCGAAUGUGGACCGUGGGGAUCUGCGGAGCACAGCCGAUGCGGGCGUCUCUCGGCGUGUAUAAAUUUUAAAUAAUUAUAAGCAAUAACAAGAGGAGACUACCAACUGAGCCGUAUGGGU